Messenger RNA from Prunus mume (Japanese apricot), 2429 nucleotides. It is a transcript of the gene MPK9, whose product is annotated as MAP kinase 9. Gene Ontology annotation, molecular function: ATP binding; MAP kinase activity. NCBI's taxonomy places the organism in Eukaryota, Viridiplantae, Streptophyta, Magnoliopsida, Rosales, Rosaceae. The record is from RefSeq and is a predicted model, not a curated record. Gene Ontology annotation, biological process: protein phosphorylation.
AAGCCCAUCUCCCAAAAUGCAAACUUGUUAAACUCCCUUUCCUUACGAAGUCCAUAAAUCUGCCCAUCUGAUCAAACUCACCCUGUCUCUCUCUCCGACCAUUGAACCCGAAAGAAAACCCGAGAAAAAGAGAGUGGCAGAUGGCAAACCCAGAGAGAAAAUAGCGAGUGAGAGAGAGAGAGAGAGAGAGCGGGCAAUGCUGCAGUUGUGUGGCUGUGAAUCAUCAAAGGCUAAAAGGGGCAGAGUAUAUGGGGAGUGGAGCUACUCUGGUGGAGGGUGUUCGUCGCUGGUUUCAACGUCGCUCUUCUUCCACUUCUACAACUAUUAAUACUAAUCCAAAUAAUAAUUCAAAGCAACCCAGUAAUAGUAAUUAUAGCAGAAACAACUUUAUCAAUGAUCACAAUGAUGCCCACGUCUGUGUCUCCGAUUUAAGCGCCCAAUCGCCCACUUCUCACCAACGGGAACAAAAGCAAGACCAAGAGUACCAGCUUCAGUUUGAGGUUGAGGACGACUUUGACAUAUCUGGAUUGAAGCUCAUCUCAGUUCCCAAGCGGGCCAACUUCAGAGCUCCCCCCAUGGAUUCACAAAAGAAGGGCAAUCUAGAAACAGAGUUUUUCACAGAAUAUGGAGAGGCAAGUCGCUACCAAGUUCAGGAAGUCAUUGGGAAAGGAAGUUAUGGUGUUGUGGGUUCUGCAAUUGACACCCACACUGGAGAAAAGGUUGCAAUCAAGAAAAUUAAUGAUGUUUUUGAGCAUGUGUCCGAUGCUACAAGGAUCCUGAGAGAAAUAAAGCUCCUUCGCUUGCUUCGUCAUCCCGACAUUGUUGAAAUAAAGCACAUAAUGCUUCCUCCUUCUCGACGAGAGUUCAGAGAUAUCUAUGUUGUUUUUGAGUUGAUGGAAUCUGACCUUCACCAAGUUAUUAAGGCAAAUGAUGAUCUUACUCCUGAGCAUUAUCAGUUUUUCUUGUACCAGCUGCUUCGUGGCCUAAAGUAUAUUCAUACAGCAAAUGUAUUUCAUCGAGAUUUAAAGCCAAAAAACAUUCUUGCUAAUGCUGACUGCAAAUUAAAGAUAUGUGACUUUGGGCUUGCUCGCGUAUCUUUCAAUGAUGCCCCAUCAGCUAUUUUUUGGACAGACUAUGUUGCAACUCGAUGGUAUCGUGCUCCUGAGCUAUGUGGUUCGUUUUUCUCAAAAUACACUCCUGCAAUCGAUAUUUGGAGCAUAGGAUGCAUAUUUGCUGAAAUACUCACUGGAAAACCGUUGUUUCCUGGGAAAAAUGUGGUGCACCAAUUGGAUCUCAUGACUGAUUUGCUUGGCACACCUUCUACAGAAUCCAUUGCAAGGAUUCGGAAUGAAAAAGCAAGAAGGUACUUGAGUAGCAUGCGGAAAAAGCAACCAGUUCCUUUCACACAUAAGUUCCCUCAUGCAGAUCCCUUGGCUCUUCGCCUAGUAGAACAACUGCUUGCAUUUGACCCGAAAGAUCGUCCGACAGCUGAAGAGGCAUUAGCUGAUCCGUACUUUCAUGGUUUGGCAAAUGUUGACCGUGAGCCAUCCACUCAACCCAUUUCAAAACUUGAAUUUGAGUUUGAGCGAAGGAAAUUGACAAAAGAUGAUGUUAGAGAGUUAAUCUAUAGGGAGAUUUUAGAGUAUCAUCCGCAGAUGCUGCAGGAGUAUCUCCGAGGUGGAGAUCAAACUAGCUUUAUGUAUCCUAGUGGGGUUGAUCGAUUCAAGCGGCAGUUUGCACAUCUUGAGGAACACUAUGGUAAAGGUGAAAGGGGUACUCCACCACUCCAAAGGCAGCAUGCCUCAUUGCCCAGAGAGCGGGUGUGUGCACCCAAGGAUGAGAAUUCUGGCCAAAACAAUGAUGUGGAAAGGACUGCUGCUUCUGUUGCCUCAACUCUUGAGAGUCCUCCAGGGUCGCAGCAGCCUGAUGGCUCUGUAAAUGCAGAUGGACAAAAUGGACCUAGCAAGACAAACCACAACGCUCGUAGCCUGUUGAAGAGUGCCAGCAUUAGUGCUUCGAAGUGUAUAGGUGUAAGACCGAAAAAAGAUUCGGAGGAGGAAGCUAUUGCUGAGGUCAACGACGAGGCAGUCGAUGGUUUGUCCCAAAAGGUUGAAGCUCUCCGUGCCUGAUUCCCCGAUCUGUAGUAGAAAAAACAAAAACAAAAACAAACAAACAGGUGUAACUUUGUGUUCUGCCUCCUUUCCCCCUAUUUAGAAGAAAGGGUGCUCUGUAACAGUCCAUAUUCGAAGAUAUAUAAGUUAUUUCAGUUAGAAGCUAACAUAAUAGGACUCGUUCAUUCAUUUUUCCUUCAUUAUGUCACCACCACAACGCAGAGGAAAUUUCUCUGCUGUAAGUUGUAACUAUUUCUGUUUGAAGAAGACGACAUGUAUUUUGUUCAAUUGUUUAGUGAUUGUGUGAUACAAUAGAAA